AUGAGUGCUUAUAUUCCUACUGAGUCCACCGAGGAUUGGAUAAGGGCUGCAAUUCAGAGGCUAGCUGAUGAAGACAUUUUAUCCAACAGAUAUUCAGUCACCCCGGUCGCCGCUUUGGAGGGGUUGCUAUUGCCGCAAAUCAAUACUGAACAGCGAGAGGCUCACAUGUAUGUCCUUGGAUAUGACGUGGGGGGUUAUAGCCCAGCCAAGGAAAUCGACAUUUACAAUAUGCACAAAAAGUUGGCAAAGAAAUAUCAAGAAAUUAGCAGAAAGACUGAAACAGAUGAAGACGUGUUGAGUGGGCUUCGGAGCGAUGAAGAAAACAAAGGAAGCCAAAAGUUCUUAGAAUAUCUGUUUGACCUUGGCCCUGGAGGUUCUACUGUUUUGCACGUCAUCCUGGAACCCAAUACUUAUGAAGGCGAUGUUUUCCAGCUCGAUCCGGUAAAGCCUCUCAUCCGCUUCUUUCUACGCCUUUACCCAGAUCUACCCACAACAACCAAUUAUAAGUAUCAACCGCCGAUAUAUCUGUCCUUACGAAGUACAGGAGCCGUUAGGUUCACGCCAAAUGUCAAGGAAGAUAUUAUCCGCUUUCUAUGUGAAGAGCAGGAUGAGGGACUAGGGUCCGAAGCGGCUAUUAAGUCUCUAGCACAGAUGGUUAACGACUCCAGUGACCCCUUAGACAGAUGCCACGCGAUUCACAAGAUUAUCGAGAGCGCAAAUUUUGAGAUAUCUGAGGCAGUAAUGAGAGAAUUGAGUAAGACCAUGACAUCAAGAGAGCUGUACAAUCGAAUCGACACGAAUUGUUUCGAGGCACGCGACGUUGAGAUGUACCCUGAUCUACUCAAGCUUGUGUCAACCAUAAAGGAAACAUACAGCAAUCAGGAGCAGCAGGUUACACCGCUGCAGUAUUUCGCGAAGCAAAGGUUUUCAGCGGCACAAUUUGACAGAGGAGGAGAAGACAAAGAAGUCUCUUCGAGUCUUGCGGACUUAGAAUCACACUUGAGGUGCCAGUGUUUGGUAAAGUUUGAUUAUAGCACCUGCAUGAGAAUCAUGUUUGAUAAAGAAAGCGCAAGGCAAAUUUUCCUUACACUUGACGAUGACAUCGUCUCUGGUGAAUUUCUCGAGUCUCAAAAGUUACACUACAAGCUAGAUACGACGUUGAAGAGAGUGCACAUAUCCAACAGCGUUUCCUUUCAAUGGGAUGAACUAAGCUUGGGGGCUCUCAAGACUGCAACACGCUGGAAAUGCGCCGGUAACUUCGAUCUCUUUAUGGUCUUUUAUUGGCUUAAAUACAACAUCGGUGUCAAAAAGAUACUCGAGGUGGUUGUUGACGACGGAGCCGGACAGGAGGAGAGCACGGGUGAUGUCUCAGAGAUUAAAAAAAAGCCACACAGCGACCAAGCCAUUAUCGAAUGCCUCAAACACCUAUCUGUCGAAACUCUGGAUUGGAAGCGAAUGGAUAUCCCUGCGGAAGUAAUCAUUGAGGGGGCAGGAAAAGAUAUUAAACGCCUACAUUUAUACUGCAGUGGCUCUCAGGCCGUGCUGCAAAGCUGGGCAGAUUCAAAUGGCCUCUCCAAACUUCAGAAUGGUCUAGAGUCAUUCUACUGGGCGAAUGAACACGCGGAAAAGCUUCAAACAGAUUUGAAAAGAAAAUUUGAGGAAUUAAACCCUGGGAAAAAAUCGCCGGUUGUCGAUUAUAGAAUUAUCAGACCCAAGAAAGCGCUUGAUAAAUCUGCUUCAUCGGAGGUUAUAAAUCAGGACGAACGGAAAUUUGAAGAGCAAGAUUGGCUGAAGUGUAUGGAUGAAUUUGCCGACAUCAUGGAGGUAGUCGAGCAGCAGCCCGACUUCCUCAGCAUAGGUAUCCAAAAGUCAACACACCCGAUCAGGGUCGCGCUGAUCGACGACGGAGUCAAGACGAGCUACGCGGGGCUGGACAACAAUAUUUCCACAGGCAAAUCAAGUUGGAAACGGCCUGAUUCUAAAAACACCCGAACAGGAAAUACCCAGUGGGAACAAUUUCGAAGCUACAACAGCUCCCACACUGGGCAUGGGACCGUCAUGGCCUACUAUAUCAAGCGAGUUUGCCCAAGGGUCAGUCUCUACGUAGCAAAACUCGAUUGUAAACCUCACCGAGGUGGUGUCAGUGGCUAUAGCGCGAAUGUCACCUUCUCUAUCGAUUCAGUUGCCCAGGCGAUCGAGUGGGCUGUGGAACAAGAGGUCGACAUCAUAUCCAUGAGCUGGGCCAUCGAGAAGAGCAAUACACUGCCCUACAGGCCGCUGUGUGAUGCGAUUCAAAAGGCUGUGGAAAAGAAAAUCAUCCUUUUCUGCGCAAAUCCUGAUAGAGGCACGGGCUACACAGUUAAUGAUACAUACCCGUGGUCGCUGGACCAAGUUCACAUCAUCUGCGUCGGCGCUGCUACUCAGAGCGGCGUCCCCUGGAAUCAGAUCGAUGCCAACGAUAAAUCAUGCCAAUACCUCCUUCCCGGCGUCGAGCUCGGCAUCCAGGUUGAGACGAAGCGACGCAGGAAUCCGGACGGGCCCCCCCCGAGAAUGCGGGAGCUCGUUGUCGUGCGCUCUUGCAACCGGGUUAGCGGCUAUGAUAUUGCAUUGCUCCUUGGUCACUGGAGUUGCGACAUUCGGCAGCCCGAAAUGGGAGUGGCUGCGGUCCCACGACGGCAUAUGCAGUUUUUCGGGCCGGCGGUGAACAAUCCGAAUGAGGAUAGCGACACAAAGGUGCAAGCGAUCCAGAGCCUGAUCAAAGACAUCUUCCAAGGAAUGCCAUCCCACUAG
Molecule: messenger RNA, 2790 nt
Organism: Trichoderma breve
Lineage: Eukaryota; Fungi; Ascomycota; Sordariomycetes; Hypocreales; Hypocreaceae
Product: subtilase family domain-containing protein
Exons: 10
Coding region: 1-2790 (929 amino acids)
Biological process (GO): proteolysis
Molecular function (GO): serine-type endopeptidase activity
Source: RefSeq, a predicted model, not a curated record